GGGUUUCUCCAGCAGCCGAAGGUAAGGGAGCCGACGAAGAAGAAGAGUCCUCAACAGCAACAAUGGUUGAGAAGUCGAACAAAGCCAGAAAAGAGGAGAUUGUCACCAGAGAGUACACCAUCAACCUCCACAAGCGCCUCCAUGGAUGCACAUUCAAGAAGAAGGCUCCAAAGGCCAUAAAGGAAAUCAGGAAGUUUGCCCAGAAGGCUAUGGGAACAACCGAUGUCAGAGUCGAUGUUAAGCUAAACAAGCACAUCUGGAGCCGUGGGAUCCGAAGCGUUCCAAGGAGAAUCCGUGUCCGCAUUGCAAGAAAAAGAAACGACGAAGAAGAUGCCAAGGAGGAGCUUUUCUCGCUGGUCACCGUUGCAGAGGUCCCACCAGAGGGAUUGAAGGGCUUGGAAACUAAGAUCAUCGAUGAUGAGGAUUGAACCAACCAUGCCUCCCUGCCUUAAUUUUAGGUACUCCAGUUUUGGGUUUUAUGUUUUUCCGAUCUUAAUUCAGAAAAUGUUUUUGGUUGGUUUUGGAUUCUCUGUGGAAUUUCUCCCUAAUUAGAGUUGUUUAUCCCAUUUAUGCAUUCAGUUUGUGUUAGAAACAUGUGUGGACUGAAUUUUAUUUACAUCCCUUGCGGCUAUAGCUUUGAAUAUGAUCCUCUUUCAGCCCUCA
This is a messenger RNA of Vitis riparia (riverbank grape), 663 nucleotides long. Its product is annotated as 60S ribosomal protein L31. Gene Ontology annotation, biological process: cytoplasmic translation. The coding region runs from base 63 to 428 and encodes 121 amino acids. Gene Ontology annotation, cellular component: cytosolic large ribosomal subunit; ribosome. The record is from RefSeq and is a predicted model, not a curated record. Gene Ontology annotation, molecular function: structural constituent of ribosome. Lineage: Eukaryota; Viridiplantae; Streptophyta; Magnoliopsida; Vitales; Vitaceae. The transcript is spliced from 2 exons.